CAUGUGACGGGCGCAUUGAGGAGGUCCCAGGAGGCACAACCCUGCAGCAGCUGUGGCGCCGACAUCCCACCCUCUGCGACGGCCGCCGUUACUUCCUCGUCACUCACCCUCACACUCAACGUCACACUCAACCUCACACAAGCAGUCAUGCACGCACCACCGCAACGCAUGGUGGUGAUGGUGCCAGCGCUGCUGCUCCCGGGGCCGCCGAUGAUGCCGAUGUGAUCUUUCGCCCGCAGGACGUGUUAGAGGCGGGGGCUUGCUACCGUGCUGAGCCAGUCAGGGGACCGCUUGCCUCGAUGCUGGCAGGAACAACCCUUUCACAAGCUCACUCGCUACAAGACACAGCAACAGCACCCAUGACAGCCACCAUAGAGCUUCCAGACGGCAGCACAAGAGACGUGGAGGCGGGGUUUAUGGCAUGUUAUCGUGGGCGGGCGCUGCUGCUGCGGCACGACAGGGUGAAGGGCGUCCUGCGCUACAUGGCAUGGCGCACAUGUUCCACUGUGAGUGAUGAGGGAUGUGUUGUAGCAGCAGCAGCUCAGCCCAGCGCACGCCAGACAACUCCCCCCUGCACCACCUCCCCUCCUUUGCCACGCCUUCGUUCAAUGCUCCUUCCCCCCUCGCCUCCUCCCCGCCUUCCACCUUGA
This is a messenger RNA of Closterium sp. Naga37s-1, 650 nucleotides long. Lineage: Eukaryota; Viridiplantae; Streptophyta; Zygnematophyceae; Desmidiales; Closteriaceae. The record is from the annotation of a GenBank genome assembly.